AUGGAGCCACAGAAUCUAACAAAUGUCUCUGAAUUCCUCCUUCUGGGCCUUUCUGAUGAUCCAGAACUGCAACCCUUUCUCUUUGGAUUAUUCCUGUCCAUGUACCUGAUCGCAGUGACUGGGAACUUGCUCAUCAUCCUAGCUGUUAGCUCUGACCCACACCUCCACACCCCCAUGUACUUCUUCCUCUCCAAUCUAUCCCUAGCUGACUUUGGUUUCAUCUCCACCACAGUCCCAAACAUGCUGGUCAACAUCCAGUCACAGAGUAAAACCAUCACCUAUAAGGGCUGCUUGACACAAGUGUCGUUUUUUUAUCUCUUUGGAUGCCUGGACAAUAUUCUCUUGACUGUGAUGGCUUAUGACAGGUUUGUGGCCAUUUGUCACCCCCUGCACUACACAACCAUCAUGAACCCCUGCCUCUGUGGAUUGCUAAUUUUUCUAUCAUAUUGCAUCAGCCUUUUGGACUCCCAGUUGAACGUUUCAACGUUAUCAGAGCUUACCUUUUGUACAACUGUAGAAAUCCCUCAUUUCUUCUGUGACCCUCCUCAAGUCAUUAACCUGGCUUGUUCUGACACCUCUACCAGUACCAUAUUAGUAUAUUGUAUUGCGGCCAUCUUUGGUGGCAUUCCAGUCUCAGGGACUAUUUUCUCCUACACUCAAAUUGUUUCCUCCAUUCUGAGAAUUUCAUCUUCAGGUGGAAAGUUUAAAGCCUUUUCUACCUGUGGCUCUCACUUGUCAGUUGUUUUCUUAUUUUAUGGAACAGGAUUCGGAGUGUACCUCAGUUCAGUUGUCACAUCUUCUUCCAGAAUGAAUGCAGUGGCCUCUGUAAUGUACACCAUUGUCACUCCCAUGCUGAACCCCUUCAUCUACAGCCUGAGGAACAGGGACAUAAAGACAGCCCUACAGAGGCUCCUCAGCAGAGCAGCCUAA
Chrysochloris asiatica (Cape golden mole) is the source of this 930-nucleotide messenger RNA. RefSeq names its product olfactory receptor 18-like. Gene Ontology annotation, cellular component: membrane. Gene Ontology annotation, biological process: G protein-coupled receptor signaling pathway. Gene Ontology annotation, molecular function: olfactory receptor activity; G protein-coupled receptor activity. Lineage: Eukaryota; Metazoa; Chordata; Mammalia; Afrosoricida; Chrysochloridae. The coding region runs from base 1 to 930 and encodes 309 amino acids. The record is from RefSeq and is a predicted model, not a curated record. The transcript has a single exon.